CUAUAUUCCAGAGGGGACUAUUCUUGGUCCUCCAACCAUCUCUAUGCCAUACGGGGCUUUUCUUGGGUCUCCCACCUUCUCUAUUCCAUACGGGGCUAAUCUUGGGUCUCCCCCCUUCUCUAUUCCAUACGGGGCUAUUCUUGGGUCUCCCGCCAUCUCUACUCCAUACGGGGCUAUUCUUGGGUCUCCCACCUUCUCUAUUCCAUACGGGGCUAUUCUUGGGUCUCCCACCUUCUCUAUUCCAUACGGGGCUAUUCUUGGGUCUCCCACCUUCUCUACGCCAGAGGUGGCUAUUUUUGCAUCUCCCACCUCUCUAUUCCAUACGGGGCUAUUCUUGGGUCUCCCGCCUUCUGUAUUCCAUACGGGGCUAUUCUUGGGUCUCCCGCCUUCUCUACUCCAUACGGGGCUAUUCUUGGGUCUCCCGCCUUCUGUAUUCCAUACGGGGCUAUUCUUG
Messenger RNA from Staurois parvus, 454 nucleotides. The record is from the annotation of a GenBank genome assembly. Lineage: Eukaryota; Metazoa; Chordata; Amphibia; Anura; Ranidae.